AUGGCGAAAGGCUUGAUUUCCUCCCUUGCGGAUCUUGACAGACAAGAUGCUGUACCAUUUGCUCUAGUCAUCGGAGCUGUGUUGCUAGUGGUUUCUUUAGUGGCUCACGCUCGUGAUCCUCUCAGAUCAAUCCCAGGGCCAUUUUGGGCAAAAUGGACUCCUUUAUGGAUGAUAUACCAUGUGCGAAAAAGGAAUAUUCACCGGCACAUGAUCAAAAUGCAUGAGAAGUAUGGGCCAUUAAUUCGAGUCGGACCAAAUGAAGUGAGCACGUCAAACCCCGAGGCUCUCAGAGUAAUAUAUGGCGCUGGUACUGGGUUUCGAAAAAGUGACUGGUACAGCGUGUGGCAAGGCAUCCGCAAGUGGGAUCUUUUUGGUGAGCGAAAUGAAGAUAUCCACCGAGGACAACGGAGAUUGGUCAGCAACAUAUAUUCUUUAUCCAAUAUGAAAAAGCUUGAGCCAUAUGUCAACAACACUGUGAAAUUAUUCCUUUCCAACGUGUUCAAGGCGGAUAAAAGAUCAAUAAAUUUGAGCCUAUGGAUCCAAUUAUUUGCUUUUGAUGUUAUCGGAGAAGUGACUUUCUCUAAACCCUUCGGUUUCCUAAAGUCUGGUACAGAUAAUGGCACUUUUCAGCAGAUAGACAAUACCUUAGCGUGUGCUGCCUGGGUUGGGUAUAUGCCUUGGCUCUACUGGCUCAACUUCCGCCUCUCUCCAUAUAUCGGCAGCCAUCUUGCCGUCACCUCGCGGCAGACACACUUGCUAACUUUUACAGCAAAGUCGAUUACGGAACGCAAAGCACAAGGCAGUGACCAUGAAGACAUCCUAGAACAACUUUUCGAAGUUCAAAAGGAAAAACCGGAAUUUGAUCAGAUAUCCAUAACGUCGAUGUGUGCUAGCAAUAUAUUUGCUGGAAGUGAUUCAACUGCCCUUUCCAUAUCAUCUAUCAUCUAUUACGUGGUUAAAACUCCCGGAUGUAAAGAAAAACUGAUGGCAGAAAUUGAAGCGACCGCCUUAGCCCACAAUAUCCAGCCUGGUGAGGUAUUUUCUCUAGAAACAGCCAAUACCAUGCCAUAUCUACAGGCGUGUAUGUGGGAAGGCCUUCGGUGCCAUCCUGGAGUAGGGAUGAAUCUUGGGCGAGUCGUGCCUUCAAAAGGCAUUGAGUACGAGGGACGAUUCUAUCCUGGUGGGACUGUUCUGAGUGCGAGCGCUUGGGUGCUUCAUCGAGAUAAAGAGACCUUUGGUGAAGAUGCAGAUCAUUUCCGGCCAGAAAGGUGGGAUGCUGAGCCAGAGCGUGUUGCUCAGAUGAGACGCUCUUUCUUCGCAUUCGGUGCGGGAUCCCGCUUUUGCAUAGGAAGAAAUGUUGCAUGGCUAGAAAUGUCAAAGCUCAUCCCUACGUUUUUCCGUGAGUUUGAUAUCAAACUUGUUGACCCAAACCAGAAGCUUGAGGAAUCUGCUGUGUCGUUUGUAAAAAUCUUGAACCUUGACGUCACAUUGACACCCAGAAACGCUGCUACAAACGGUCAUGUUUAG
This is a messenger RNA of Ophidiomyces ophidiicola, 1527 nucleotides long. RefSeq lists its product as uncharacterized. Bases 1 to 1527 code for a protein of 508 amino acids. The transcript has 8 exons. Gene Ontology annotation, molecular function: oxidoreductase activity, acting on paired donors, with incorporation or reduction of molecular oxygen; iron ion binding; heme binding. The record is from RefSeq and is a predicted model, not a curated record. Lineage: Eukaryota; Fungi; Ascomycota; Eurotiomycetes; Onygenales; Onygenaceae.